AUGUCCUUAUCACUCGAUCCCGCGCGUGAACGCGACGUUUUCGUUGAAUGGGUGCGAAAGAUGCACCUCCGCGCGCCAAUCUUGCCGCCCGCGUACGUCCCGUACGACGACGCGAAGGCGGUGAGAUCGCCGCGGGCGAUCGCGCGUGAUGCGCUGCUCGCGUUCGGUGCGGCAGUGAAGAUCGAAAAGCUGCGCGAUGGAGACGAGGACGCGGACGGGACGGAAAGCGAGACGACGAGCGGGACGACGACGGAGACGCUGUAUAGAAUCAAGGCGACGACGUCGCGAGGGUUAGAGUUGUUCGAUAGCGACGUCACGGGCGUACCGAGACGAGUCGUUUUGAACGAUGAACACUGUGACGUGACGCGUGGGGUGGAAGUGGCGCUGAUGAAUAUGGCGGCGGGGGCGCGGUGGCGCGCUCGAUGCGACUGGAGCGCGACGUACGGACACGACACGGCGAAGGCGCGAAGGUUGAUCCCAGACCCGCGUUUGCGCGAGGGAGAUGCGAUUAUAUACGAGCUGGAGGUGGUGAACCGCAUGCCCGUUCACGUGGUGCGCGUUCGAGAGCUUGAAGAUGGAUCCUCGGUGGCGCUCGCCGGAGGCGGUUGGGCGAGAUGCACGAAAAAGACGACUACAAGUGGAGGCGGGUGGGAGACGCCGAGACCACCUUUUGAGGUGACGAUAGAGACUAGCGCGAUGUUGGUGAAAGGUAAAACGAAAACGGGCGACGAGCACGGUGAAGAUGAGUUUAUGGAGAAGAGGGUGGUGAGUUACGUUGUCGGAGACGGGCGGGUGCCGCUGGCGCUCGACGCGGCGGUGCGUACAAUGCGCUUGAACGAAGAGGCGUUAGUGUGGAGCAACUACAGCGGAUUCGGCAAAAACGUCACAAAGGCGUCGAAGCUUCGACGACUGAUUCCGGCGCUUCCGAGCGAUGGUUCCGAGCCCCUUCACGGCGUGGCGUACAAGGUGAAACUCGCGGCGAUGCGACACGUGCGAGACGUCUUUAACGACGGCACGACAAAGAAGACACGAACGCGCGAAGGUUUGGGCCAGUUCCCUUCUGACUGUCCCAUGAAUGAUUGCAUGGUGCGUGUGCACUUCAUCCUGUCCACCGCGACAGCGAUUGGCGCGCACAGCUCCUUGGCAGAGCGCUACGACACGCGCUCUGACGCUUCGUUGAAAGGCGCGCCAUUCGAGUUUCGUCUCGGUUGUGGAGCGCUCCCUGAAGCUGUGGAAACGUCGAUUCGCUUGAUGAUUCCAAAAGAAGAAUCACGCGUAGUUCUCGACUUGACACUUGGCGAAGAAGCUCGUCAGCGAGGAUACGGCGCGAAGAAUUGUCGUCCAGACGCGCCGGGGAGCAAGUUCGGCGUCGUCGCGAACCUCGCCAUGAUUCAAUGGGACGUCGUUCUCGAAUCGUUCGACGCGGCUGUGAAUUGGUAUCAAGCAGAUGUGAGCGACAUGCUCGAAGAGGCGUUGUUGAUCAAAGAAGAGGCGAAUGCACUAUUCAAGACGGAGGUGUACGAACUCGCGCGAGCCAAGUACGAAAAGACGCUCCACAAACUUGAGAGUCUUCGAGGGUUAGAGUCUAGCGAUUUCGAUCGCGUGGAAGCGAUGAAAUGUACUCUUGCGCUCAAUCUCGUGGCAAGCUUACAGAAACUCCACCGACACGUCGACGCUCUGAAGCGAGUGAACAAGAUUUUGGACUCGGAUCCGGUGAACGCCAAGGCGUUGUUUCGACGAUCUGUCUCCUACCUCGCCCUUCACGAGUUUGUCGCCGCGCGAGACGAUUUAUUCGCGUGUUUAGAUGCGAAUCCUAGCUUACAGAGCACCGUAGCGAAACAAUUGGACUUAGUCAAGCGCACCGAGGCGCAAGAACUCGAGUGCGAGCGCGCCGUCUUUCGAGGCAAAUUCUAA
Ostreococcus lucimarinus CCE9901 is the source of this 1914-nucleotide messenger RNA. RefSeq names its product peptidyl-prolyl cis-trans isomerase, FKBP-type (gene FBP72). The record is from RefSeq and is a predicted model, not a curated record. Bases 1 to 1914 code for a protein of 637 amino acids. Gene Ontology annotation, molecular function: protein binding; peptidyl-prolyl cis-trans isomerase activity. The transcript has a single exon. NCBI's taxonomy places the organism in Eukaryota, Viridiplantae, Chlorophyta, Mamiellophyceae, Mamiellales, Bathycoccaceae.